Messenger RNA from Xylona heveae TC161, 336 nucleotides. RefSeq lists its product as hypothetical. Gene Ontology annotation, biological process: anaphase-promoting complex-dependent catabolic process. The coding region runs from base 1 to 336 and encodes 111 amino acids. Gene Ontology annotation, cellular component: anaphase-promoting complex. Lineage: Eukaryota; Fungi; Ascomycota; Xylonomycetes; Xylonales; Xylonaceae. The record is from RefSeq and is a predicted model, not a curated record. The transcript has 2 exons.
AUGCUCCGCCGAAAACCUACCGCCAUCACACUUACCUCUGAAGACGUGGCUGCGUUUGAAGACGCCCGGAAUCGCGAGAACAAUGGUGGCCGCACAAAGCCAAAGGACGGAGCAAUUGAUCCAAACGACGAAUUGAGACCGCUGCCGGGCGAGAAGGCUCGAUCGAGCAGGCUUAGUCCGUCCAAUCCGCUCAAAUACGCCCAUUUCGUCGAUUUCGUGACCGACAUCGUUCUUGACCAGACGCGCCGCUGCAAUAACCGCCUCGGUAGCAUGGGUAGCUUGGCCCCCAGCCUCUCUAGAUCAGGGUCUAUAGGAAAUACCAAAGGGGAGGGUUAA